AUACCAGAGAAACUGAGAAGAUGAGAACACAUUUGAUUUUAGUGAGUCUGCUCUCCCUUUGCGGCCUCUCCAUUAGUGAAGAAUGUAGCCAUGAGCUUCUGGAGAACGUGGAUUUCCCGGGAACAGACAUAACAUCUCUCUACUCUCCUGAUGUGAAUCACUGUCAGCAGCUGUGCACUCAGCACCCCUCUUGUCUAUUCUUUACCUUUAUUCGGCCUGACUGGACCAGAGAUAACAGGCACUUCUACUGCUACCUCAAGUCAACUCCCUCUGGACAGCCUAAUGUUCAGACUCCACUCCUGGGUGUCACCUCUGGCUUUUCUCUCAAAAACUGUACCCCAGACACAAAACCUUGUCUUUCUCAGGUGUACCAGAACGUGGACUUCCUAGGGGCAGACUACCGAUUCUUGUUCACAAGUGACUAUGAGGAGUGUCAGAGAGCCUGCACACAAGACCCUGGCUGUCAGUUCUUUACUUUUGUAAAUGGAGUCUUCACAUUGGAGAAAAUCAGGUACAAGUGCCACCUUAAAUUCAGCUGGACAAUACCAAGGAUUCCUACUAUAGAAAGAAAGGCUGGUGUAGUAUCUGGGUUCUCCCACAAAGCAGAAAAAACUCAGUCCUUUGACACAGUGUGUCAGGGCAAGCUUUUUCCAAGAACUGAAAUCAAGGGAAACAACAUCGAGACGCUGCCCGCUGCCUCACCUGAACACUGUCAGACAUUGUGCUCUGCUCAUCCACUCUGCACCUACUUCUCUUACACCAGUAAUGACUUCAACUGUUAUCUGAAGAACAACCCCAAUGAAAUGGUGACCAUAAGUAAAGAGGGAGCAACAUCUGGACUACCAGCACGCUUCUGUCAGCUAGAUAACAGCUGGGUGCUGGACGCUCAUGAAGGAAUAGAUUUUCGAGGGUCUGACAUUAGCUAUGAGCUGAUGGAUGACCCAGACAUGUGCCAGUGGAAAUGCACAGAGGAUCCCAACUGCCAGUUCUACACUUAUGUCAACGAGAGCUUCUUUGACCGUAAUUACUGGCGCCGCUGCUAUCUCAAGCGUGUCAUCACCAUACCUGCUCCUCCCAAAGUUACCCAAUUAAGUAAUGUUGUGUCCAGCUUCUCCCUGAAGAACUGUGUUGAGAGGGUUUGAC
Molecule: messenger RNA, 1143 nt
Organism: Thunnus maccoyii (southern bluefin tuna)
Lineage: Eukaryota; Metazoa; Chordata; Actinopteri; Scombriformes; Scombridae
Product: coagulation factor XI-like
Exons: 9
Coding region: 21-1142 (373 amino acids)
Biological process (GO): proteolysis
Cellular component (GO): extracellular region
Molecular function (GO): protein binding
Source: RefSeq, a predicted model, not a curated record